AUAUGAAUACUCCUACUUACUCUUCUUUCUGACUCUACCAUAUAUUCUGGAUAGAGCUAGCACAAAGUUAUUCUUUGAGGUGGGCUUGUGUUGUUGUAUUUACAUAUUGGAAGAUGGGAAAGUCUCAUUUUGUCUUGCUUUUUGUUCUGCUUAUCAAUAAUGGAGCCAUGUCUGCCAGAACAACUCCAGAUGGAUCAGAGCAGUGGGGUUAUGUUGAAGUGAGACCUAAAGCUCACAUGUUCUGGUGGUAUUAUAGAAGUCCACAGAGGACCCAAGAUCCAAAUAAACCAUGGCCUGUUAUUCUGUGGUUGCAGGGUGGACCUGGUGCCUCAGGAGUUGGAAUAGGAAACUUUGAGGAGGUUGGGCCAUUGGAUACUUUUUUGAAGCCAAGAAACUCAACAUGGUUGCAAAAGGCUGAUCUUUUGUUUGUGGAUAAUCCGGUUGGGACUGGAUAUAGUUUUGUGGAGGACAAGAGUUUGUUUGUGAAAACUGAUGAAGAGGCUGCUGCAGAUUUAACUGCAUUGCUAAUUUCAGUUUUCAAUCGCGAUCAAGUCCUCCAGAAGAGCCCUUUAUAUAUAGUAGCAGAAUCUUAUGGAGGUAAAUAUGCUGUCACUCUUGGAUUAUCAGCUCUAAAGGCUAUUGAAGCUGGCAAAUUAAAGCUCAGACUUGGAGGAAUUGCACUGGGAGAUAGUUGGAUCUCACCCGAAGAUUUCGUGUUUUCAUGGGCUCCUCUUCUUAAAGAUGUUUCGAGGCUUGAUACAAGUGGUGUAGAUAAAUCAAACAGGCUUACGCAGAAAAUCAAGCAGCAGAUUAGUGAAGGACAAUAUGAAGCUGCAACUAAUUCAUGGAGUGAACUUGAGAAUGUUAUUAUAUCCUACAGUAAUUCUGUGGACUUCUACAAUUUUCUCUUGGACUCGGGAAUGGACCCUGUGUCUGCAACAGCAGCCGAGUUAUCUCAGAAAAAGAUCUUUUUGAAGCGAUACUCAAGAUAUCUCGAUUCCUCAAGGGCUUUGCCGGGUGGUGAUGGUGAUUUAGACACUUUAAUGAAUGAUAUUCUUCGGAAAAAACUCAAGAUAAUACCGAAAAAUGUGCAAUGGGGAGGACAAUCCGAUCUUGUUUUUUCAGCUCUUGCUGGAGAUUUCAUGAAGCCAAGGAUUAGUGAGGUUGAUGAGCUUUUGGCAAAAGGAGUAAAUGUGACCAUUUAUAAUGGACAACUUGAUGUGAUUUGUUCAACCAAAGGAACUCAAGCAUGGGUAGAAAAGCUAAAGUGGGAAGGCAUACAAAGUUUCUUGAGCAUGGAGAGAAGUCCAUUGUACUGUGGGGAUGGAUCAGCUACAAAAGCUUUCACCAAGUCCUACAGAAAUUUACGCUUUUACUGGAUUCUUAAAGCCGGACACUUUGUACCUGUAGAUGAGCCCUGUGUGUCACUUAACAUGGUGGGUAACAUUACACAGUCUCCGGCUGAAACUAUGUAGACUGUAGGAGCAGUAGCAUAAACAAACAAACAAAAAACAAGAUGAGAUACACACGAACAAAGGAUAUAUACAUGUAAGUAUAUGACACUAUUUGUGUAUGUUUGGCAUUCAAGUCUGGAGUUGGAGAGAGGACUCAAGAUACAAGUCAAUGGACGUGUCAAUCGGCAGUAUAGUCCUCACAAAUUAUUUUACUCAUGUCUUAAGAGCAUCUCCAAUAGCCUCCUUGUUGAUUCCUAUAUAUAAUGUAAAAAAUGUGGUUCUUAGUAAUUUAAGACAAAGUUAAGAGUGUAAACUCCAACAAUACUCUCUACAUCUCUUCUCUAUUUCAUAUUUUAUUUUAAUCA
This is a messenger RNA of Daucus carota subsp. sativus, 1819 nucleotides long. RefSeq names its product serine carboxypeptidase-like 51. The transcript has 14 exons. Gene Ontology annotation, biological process: proteolysis. Lineage: Eukaryota; Viridiplantae; Streptophyta; Magnoliopsida; Apiales; Apiaceae. The coding region runs from base 114 to 1475 and encodes 453 amino acids. The record is from RefSeq and is a predicted model, not a curated record. Gene Ontology annotation, molecular function: serine-type carboxypeptidase activity.